This is a messenger RNA of Peniophora sp. CBMAI 1063, 1239 nucleotides long. NCBI's taxonomy places the organism in Eukaryota, Fungi, Basidiomycota, Agaricomycetes, Russulales, Peniophoraceae. The record is from the annotation of a GenBank genome assembly.
AUGAGUGUAAUACCCCAACCGCCAGCUAUCCACCGUCUACCUGCUGAGGUAAUAAGGGAUAUCAUUCUGGAAUGCGACGAUGAACGGCCUAUACCCGGUGUCGACAAACCUCGCAAAGCGAUCUUCGAUGCCGUACAGAAUGAGAUGACCCUGGCCAACGAGAUGGGCAUAGAUCUCGACGAGGAAGAGGAUGCUCCUGACGAUAGACUUCUUCUUCAAGAGGAGAUGGUCGAGCCCAGCCCUCUCAAUGGGAAACUGGCGAGCUUGGGAUGGAUCCGGCUGGCGCACGUCUGUCGUCGCUGGCGCGAUAUCGCAAUGCAAUGCCAAUCUAUAUGGGCCAGACAUAUUGGAAGCCUUCCCAAGGCAUACUCCCGGAUGCUGGAACUGUCUGGAGGCACCGCUCCUGUUUGCCUGUCCAUGUAUGGCUCUAGUUAUCGCGAUGACUAUGGUCCGGUCCUCCAGGGCUUUCUUCGCAAUCCGCUUCUGCGCGAGCGCAUCAUUGAGAUGUGCAUCAUCGAAACACGCGCUUCCGCUCUUGCCACGUUAUGGACCGCAAUUGCGCGUUGCGACCUCCCAAAUUUGAAGUCGCUAGUCGUUGUCGGCAACGAGGUCGAGGCGCGACCAGACGAUAUGGAAUCACCUACGCUCACAUGCCCGCUAUUACAUUCGAUGCGCCUGGUUAACUUCCUAGUCAACCCUUCCACGGCCAACUUGCGGCGAUUGAGUCUCAAGACACAGAGGCUUGUACACGAGCAGAUACCGCCGUUCGCCAUCCACGCCACCGAUCUGGCAGACGUGUUGGACAGAUGUAGUAGCACGAUACAAGAGCUCGAAUUGCAAGUCCUUAUUGUCGAUCGGGAAGAUGGCUUCACGUCAAGACAGCCUAUUACACUUCCGAGCCUACGCUUACUGAUCUACGCCGAACCUGAUGCACGAGAAGAAGAUGAAAAGCUACUUCCGCUUUUCUCGAUGUUAAGAUACCCGAAUACGACUGUCGUGAAGAUUGGACUGGAAAUCGAGGACUGUGUUUCUACCCCACAAGGCGUCGAGCUAUUCAGGGCGCUGCGCAUUGCCGGUACACUGGACCCGGUUACGUUGACGCUUGAGAUCGAGGACUACGACAGCGCCAAAUACGCGUACUGCUGCAAGAUCCAGUACAAUGUCGUUGCUCGGAACGAAUUCGCCAAUGUGGUCAUGACACCGGGAUCACAUACUCUAGCAGAUCUUCUCCGUGUCUGA